AUGUACGGAAAGAUCGAGUUCGAGUCGGCCCGUGUUCUAACUCACAAGAACUGCGGAUUUGUCAACUUCGAUCGCCUUGACAGCGCCGUGCAAGCCAAGUCGCUGCUCAAUGGCAAGGAGAUUUUCCCCAGGCGCAGGCCAAGAAGUACCGGACGAAGAAUCUUGAGGAAUCAUCGGAAUCUUGAGGAAUCAUCGUGGCAGUUAUUUACAUAA
This is a messenger RNA of Penicillium samsonianum, 213 nucleotides long. Its product is annotated as RNA recognition motif domain-containing protein. Gene Ontology annotation, molecular function: RNA binding. The record is from RefSeq and is a predicted model, not a curated record. NCBI's taxonomy places the organism in Eukaryota, Fungi, Ascomycota, Eurotiomycetes, Eurotiales, Aspergillaceae. The coding region runs from base 1 to 213 and encodes 70 amino acids. The transcript has a single exon.